UAAGAGCAGCUCUCUCCAUAGCAACUGAAAACUUUUCAAGGCAGCAAUAAACUAAUCCUCUCCAGCUUCCACAGCACCAUCAAGGAAUUUUAAAAACAUUGGACUUCCAGCAGCUAAAUAGUUCUGAGGAUUCGGCAGGCCACAAAGCUAGAUACACAAGCAAUCUUUUCCCCUUCAGAAGAUUCCUCAGGUUUCAAGUUUAAGCUGUGAAGUGCAAACAACAAUCCAACAUUCAGUGCAGAUCACGCACUGCAGGAAGAGGAGAUGUGUUUUCUGACCAAGCGUCCAGCUCUUGGGGUGGUAUGUUCCGCUUUCAUAUUCAGCGUGCUCGUUGCUGAAGGACAGCCUGGGGAAGAGCAUGGGCAGGAUGGCAGCUAUGCUCCCAGCCGAGGCUAUCUGAUGGAAGUUUUACGCGUUCUUUCAGCUGACAACACUGAGCUCCACAUGAACCACUCACGAGAACUGGUCAAAAUGUUACUGGAGCGAGCUGAGUGCCCACAGCGGAUUUAUGGCAUGCAAGAGGAUUGUAAUCUGUGCCUUGAACCAGAUGCUUUGCUACUAAUAGCUGGUGGAGAAUUAGAAGACCAUCUCAGCGAAGAAGUAUUUGAGAGAAUUUCUCUUAUUCUCCUCUACUACAUUCUUCAUCACAGAGAUGUGUGUUCUUCAGAAUUCAGCUUGAAAAAUAAGGAUUAUGCAUUUUACCUACAUAGCAUGCUUAGUUUAAGACAUGAAGAAGACUGUUAUUAUUUUUCACGGAAUGAGACUGAAGAUAUUUUGGCUGCAGUAAGGCAACAUUUUAAAACUUCUGAAACCCAGUGUGUUGAUGUGAGUACUCUGGAGAAAAAUGCUGAUAUAAUGGACAGAGAUGGUGCUGAUGAAAACACUCUUCCACGCCUGGCUGCUUUAAUCAUUACUCUGGCUCUCCAAGGAGUCUGUAUGGGGAAAGCAAGUUUGCCCUCCCCAGAAUUCUUUAUAAAAUAUAUUUUCAAUUCUCUAAACAGUACCACUGAGCUCCAAGUGACAGAACUAGAAGAACUCCUAAACGUGCUUACAGCCAAAAAGACCUGCACUGUAAAUGGACAAUUACACAGUCACAAGAGAAGACAUUCUAGUACGGCAAUCAGAGAUAUUGGAACCAGAAAUAUUCCAGUCAAGGCAAACCAUACAAGAGGAGAUUAUCUGAAAGGUUAUUUUGAAGAUCGUGAAAGGAGCACAGAUUGGGAUAAGGUUUGUUUCUCUGCCAGUGAACUUGUGAAGAUAUUUUUAAAAAAUAGUUCUUCCUCCAUUUCUAAGGACCACUUCAAGCAAAUCAGUCCAGCUAUUAUUCAGCAACUAUUAAGUUGUUCGUGUCAGCUUCCUGACUUCAAGCAGACAAAGCUUCCACCAACAGCUUUGGAAAAGUAUGGUUACAGCACUGUUGCUGUUUUACUUAUUACUAUUGGAUCUAUGUUUGGUACAACCCUCAUUUUAUUUAACUCCUGUCGAGAAACCUAUACACUCAUUUUACAGCUGUUUGUUGGUUUGGCUGUUGGGACGCUUUCUGGAGAUGCAUUGCUACACCUUAUUCCUCAGACUCUUGGUUUACAUAAACAUGAAGCACAAGAGGUAGAACAUUUCUAUGAGGGAAAAGAAUAUAUUUGGAAACUUUUGGGAAUAAUUGGAGGAAUUCAUGGUUUUUUUCUGAUAGAAAAGUGUUUCUUUCUUUUGGUGACACCACGUGAGCAGAGAAGCCCAGAAGAUUCUGAGCCUGCUGAAGUUCCUCCAGAGAGUAAGGCAAUCAGCAAAAAAAGUAAGAAAAUUAGCUUGUUAGCAAUAAUGGUUCUGGUGGGUGACAGUCUUCACAAUUUUGCUGAUGGCUUGGUAAUAGGAGCAGCAUUCUCGUCCUCAACAGAAACAGGUGUGACAACGACUAUUGCUAUUUUGUGCCAUGAAAUUCCUCAUGAAAUGGGAGAUUUUGCUGUGCUGCUAAGUACAGGGCUCCCCACGAAGGUUGCAAUUUUGAUGAAUUUCAUAAGUGCACUAACGGCAUUCUUAGGACUUUAUAUUGGCCUUUCUGUAUCAACUGACCCUUGCAUUCAAAACUGGAUUUUUACUGUUACAGCUGGAAUGUUCUUGUAUUUAUCGUUAGCAGAAAUGCUUCCUGAAAUGACUCAUAUUCAGACACGGCGACCCUGGUUGAUGUUUCUCCUACAGAACCUUGGAUUACUAUUAGGCUGGCUUUGCCUCUUACUUUUGGCUAUAUAUGAACAGAAAAUUAAAAUAUAAGUUUUCUGUUGGAAAUCUUGAAGUACCACUUGUGACAGUGGAUAGCAUUAUUCACAAUUUUGUCAUGUCUGCUAUAGUGAUAUAUAAAUUAAGUUACUGGGAUUUUUAUAUCUGAACAGUAGAUAACUAUUUCACUUUAUUAACUUAUUGUUCAGAUUUUGUAAUUUUUUUUUCAUAAACAUGAAUGUUUAGAAUUAUGUUUUAUUUGUUAUUGAGUUUACCAGAUCCCAUGCUCAAACUCACAGGAGCUUUUCAUUAGUUUUUAUUGAGACUGUUCUAGUUGAAUGCUCUAAGUGAUCUCUGCCAGUCACUGAUUGAAAAAAAGAAUAAAACACUUUUAUAUGCAAUAAUUAAAGUGGACUAACUGUAGUUGAAUAAUUUGAAGCAGAAAAGUUUGUUGCCUCUUAGUACAAAGAAUAAAUGUAUUUCUAUAAAACUAAAAACUAUAGCAAAACUAAACUGUUAAAUAGCAUACAGC
Messenger RNA from Charadrius vociferus (killdeer), 2743 nucleotides. It is a transcript of the gene SLC39A12, whose product is annotated as solute carrier family 39 (zinc transporter), member 12. Gene Ontology annotation, molecular function: zinc ion transmembrane transporter activity. The transcript has 12 exons. Gene Ontology annotation, cellular component: membrane. Bases 265 to 2265 code for a protein of 666 amino acids. Lineage: Eukaryota; Metazoa; Chordata; Aves; Charadriiformes; Charadriidae. The record is from RefSeq and is a predicted model, not a curated record. Gene Ontology annotation, biological process: intracellular zinc ion homeostasis; zinc ion import across plasma membrane.